Cucumis sativus (cucumber) is the source of this 2247-nucleotide messenger RNA. RefSeq lists its product as uncharacterized. The transcript has 3 exons. The record is from RefSeq and is a predicted model, not a curated record. The coding region runs from base 1 to 2247 and encodes 748 amino acids. NCBI's taxonomy places the organism in Eukaryota, Viridiplantae, Streptophyta, Magnoliopsida, Cucurbitales, Cucurbitaceae.
AUGGGUUCUCAGAAUAUUAGCUAUAGAGAGCUCUCUACUAGUAUUGAGGAGAUUGUUCAGUUUAGAUGGACUGAGAAGUGUUGUCAGGCCCUCCAGUCGCCUAUUGGUAGGGAGGAAGUGAGACUUGUUCUGUUCUCCAUGGAUGGUGGAAAGGCUCCAGGCCCCGAUGGGUAUUCAGUUGGCUUCUUCAAAGGAGCUUGGACGGUGGUUGAAGAAGGUUUCUGUGAUGUCGUCUUACACUUCUUUGAGACCAAUUACUUCCCUCAAGGGGUGAAUACGACUGCUAUUACACUUAUUCCUAAAAGGAAUGGUGCUGAUCGAUUGGAGGAUUUCAGCCCUAUAUCUUGUUGCAGCGUUAUUUAUAAGUGCAUUUCAAGAAUAUUGGCAGAUAGGCUUCGUGUGUGGCUUCCUUCUUUUGUUAGUGGAAAUCAGCCAGCUUUCAUCCCUGGGAGGAGUAUUAUUGACAAUAUUCUUCUUUGUCAGGAGCUUGUAGGGGCAUACCAUUUGUACAGAGGUAAACCUCGGUGCACUAUGAAGGUUGACCUCCACAAAGCUUAUGAUUCUGUUAAUUGGGAUUUCCUCUUUGGCCUGCUGAUUGCCAUAGGUACGCCUUUAAGAUUUGUGAGUUGGGUUCGAGCGUGUGUGACCUCUCCGAUGUUCUCCAUUAUGAUUAAUGGAUCGUUGGAAGGUUUUUUCCAUGGGAGGAAAGGACUUAGACAAGGUGACCCUUUAUCCCCGUUCUUAUUUGUGAUGGUCAUGGAGGUGCUUUCUCGCAUGUUGAACAACCCACCUCAGAAUUUUCAAUUCCACCAGUUUUGUGAGAAGGUCAGAUUAACUCAUCUUACUUUUGUAGAUGACCUGAUGAUCUUUUGUACUGCUGAUAAUCAUUCUAUGAGUUUCAGAAAAGAGACUAUUAAGAGGUUUGGUGAGCUUUCGGGACUGUUUGCUAAUCUUCCUAAAAGCUCAAUUUUUCUUGUCGGGGUUAAUAGUUCGAAAGCUUCUCGGCUUGCUGCUAACAUGGGUUUUUCCAUUGGUCAUCUCUUGUUCGUUAUCUUGGGCUUCCUCUCCUCUCUGGAAGAUUGCGGAGCUCUGAUUGUGAUCCCCUUAUUCAGCGUAUUACCAGUCGUAUUCGGUCUUGUCCACAGAGACGUUGAUAAGAUCUUGAGGGCUUAUCUGUGGAGAGGUAAGAAGGAGGGAAGAGGUGUUGCUAAAGUUGCCUGGGAUGAGGUUUGUCUUCCUUUUGAUGAAGGAGGUCUUGAUAUUCGCGAUGGAUCUUCUUGGAAUAUAGCAAGCACGUUGAAGAUAUUAUGGUUGCUACUUGUUAAAUCUGGUAGUUUGUGGGUUGCUUGGGUGGAAUCUUAUAUCCUUAAAGGGAGAUCGCUGUGGGAGAUCGAUGCUGGGGUGGGUCGAUCUUGGUGCUUUAGGGAAAUCUUGCGUAAGCAGGAUAUCCUUAAAGCUCAUGUUAAGAUGGAGGUGGGCAAUGGAAGGAAGUAUAGAGUGUGGUUGGUUCCAUGGAUUCAGGGUGGGCCGAUUAUCCAGCAGUUUGGGGAGAGGGUGAUCUAUGAUGCGGGUAGUCGGUGGGAUGCGAGGCUGAUGGAUUUCAUGGGUCGGGAUGGUGAUUGGAGGUGGCCACUUGUUUAUUUGGAUUUGAUGGACAUUUGGGAUAGGGUUCAGGGAGUGAGGCCGAGUCCGAGUGUUGAGGAUAGGUGGGUUUGGGUGCCGGGGAGUCAUGAUAGUUUUUCGAUCACCAGUGUGUGGGAGACUAUUCGUCCUCAUAGUAGUAGGGUUGGCUGGUCGGGUUUACUAUGGGGUGGGGGAAAUAUUCCUAAGCACUCCUUUUGUGCUUGGUUGGCCAUCAGGGAUAGGUUGGGUACUAGAGGAAACCAAGAAAGACAAGAAAGACCAAUAAACUCUGUUGUAAACCAAGAACUACUAAGAAAUCAACCUAUUCACAUCCACAAUAAUCGAUUGUAUGGAAACAACGUACCUGGAAAUUUCUUAAGCGAUUCUGACUCUUCCGAUGAAGACAACUUGCUGAACAUUCAUCAAGAACCUCAACAAAGGCUUGGACUUCGACCAUACUUUCAAGAAGAUCAAGAAAUACGUAUGAAAGUGGAUCUCCCUACCUUCAAUGGUCGAAUUGACGUGGAGAAGUUUCUUGAUUGGAUCAAGAACGUAGAAAAUUUUUUCGACUAUGCCAAUACACCCAAACACAAGAAGGUUCGAUUAGUUGCUCUCAAACUUUAA